Messenger RNA from Phlebotomus argentipes, 2640 nucleotides. RefSeq names its product dystrobrevin beta. Gene Ontology annotation, biological process: synaptic signaling. The transcript is spliced from 7 exons. Gene Ontology annotation, molecular function: zinc ion binding. Bases 126 to 2042 code for a protein of 638 amino acids. Lineage: Eukaryota; Metazoa; Arthropoda; Insecta; Diptera; Psychodidae. Gene Ontology annotation, cellular component: plasma membrane; synapse. The record is from RefSeq and is a predicted model, not a curated record.
AGUUUGUAUUUCAAUGGCUGCCAAUGUGAUUAGAUUCCGUGUGAGUUUUCAUGUGAUUUUCCUGUCUCCCAGCGAGAGUGCAUUGAUAGUGUAGUGUGAAAGUUUUAUGGAAGAUCCCAAUAAAGAUGGAAAUUGAACCACGAAUUGCGGUUUUGCAAGAUUUACGAUUGCAAUCAUUCGAUUCCAUUCGAUUUGCAUCGUACAGAACAGCAUCGAAGCUGCGUCACAUUCAGAAGUCCACCAAUUUACAUCUCGUGGAUAUAUGGAAUGUGAUUGAGGCAUUUCGCGAGAAUGGAUUGAACACACUCGAGCCGCAGAGUGACGUGAGUGUGGCUCGUCUGGAGACACUCGUCUCGUCACUCUAUCACAACCUGAACAAGCGUCUUCCCACGGCACAGCAAGUUCCCGUGGAUUCCAAGGCCAGCCUCCUGCUGAACUGGCUCCUGGCCGCCUACACCACGGACAACUCCGGCAAGAUCAAGGUGUUCUCCAUCAAAGUCGCGCUGGCGACAAUGUGCGCCGGGAAGCUGGUGGACAAGCUGCGCUACGUCUUCUCGCAGAUCUCCGAUGGCAUGGGUCAGCUGCUGCACUUCAAGCUGGGCGAGUACCUCAAGGAGGUGCUCACGCUCACGGCCGCCGUGUACGAAUCACCCACAUUUCACUACACGGACAACCUGGAGACGGAACUGUUCCCGCUGGACACCAAGGUAACGGUGAAUGACUUCAUGGGCGCACUGAUGUCCGAGCCCGGACCGCCGUGUCUCGUGUGGCUACCACUGCUGCACCGCAUGGCCAGCGUGGAGAAUGUCGUGCAUCCCACCAUCUGCUCCGUGUGCCACAAGGAGAACUUCACCGGGUUUCGCUACCGUUGCCAACGAUGUCACGCCUAUCAGUUGUGCCAGGACUGCUUCUGGCACGGACGCGUGUCACUCAGUCACCUCACGGACCACGAGGUGAAGGAGUACAGCACGUACAAGUCACCCAGCAAGCAAAUCGGCCACUCGCUGCGCAAGAGCUUUCGCUGUGUGCCCGACAAGCCAACGCAGGCCCUGCCGCGCUUCCCGGAGCAGCCCGAGAAGACGCUGAAUCUGUCGCACAUCGUGCCACCGUCGCCACUGCCCUCGCACAAUGGCUUCGCGGAUGGCGGCGUGAUGGCGGGCCUGUUCGAGCGCAGCAGCACACUCGACUCCAGGGCCACGGGGUGCUCCAUGGAGAGCGCGUCGCUGAACAGGGCGGCUGUGAUGUCCAAUGACGAGGAGCACAGACUGAUUGCACGCUAUGCCGCGCGACUGGCGCAGGAGAAUCGCACACCAAAUGCGCCGCCGGGUGAGGCGUCAAUGACAGUGGAUGGGGCGCGCCAGCAGCGGGAGCUAAUUGCACAGUUGGAGGCGAAGAACAAGGAGAUUAUGCGGGAGAUUGCGCGACUGAGGCGCCAACAGGAGGCGGAACAGAUGAAUCAAGAGAGUCCGGCGCUGAUGAACGAAUUGCGGGCGUUGCGACAGCGAAAGGGCGAAUUGGAGGGACACUUGGGCGCCCUGCAGGACUCCAGGCGUCAAUUGAUGGCGCAGCUGGAGGGAUUGAUGCGAAUGCUGAAGAAUCAUCAGACCUCGAGUCCCAGAUCCACGCCAAACUCCAGUCCGCGCUCUGGGAAGAGUCCUCCAUUGCCACAAGGUCCUCAGAGCGCAAUCACGAGGAAUUCGGCCCAUCAGACUCAAGCGACUGGAAUCAGUGGCAAUUUGAAUGAUAAUAUGCCACAAUUGACAUACUCUACAGCUCCUUCAAAUGGAACACCGCAUCUCAUAACAACUGCACGUCCCGUUCGCACGGAUUUACACUUCGCCGCUGACUCUGUGACUCAUGCCAUGUCUUCUCUGGUCAGGGAACUGAAUUCGGAAGGAUCAGAAGAUGAGACUACGAAAAAUAUACAAAAAACUCUAGACUUUGACGAUCCGCAGAAUUAUCAGGAGUGGAACGAGAAGGACAAUUCAAAUAGUCAGUGGCAGGAGCAGUUUGCGCAGUGGAAUUUGAAUAGCCAGAAGUAGAGAGAGAGACGCCAAAAGAUUUCUUAGCUAUUUCCCUUCAUGAAAAGCGUCUACAGUCGUGUGAAUCUCAUCAGUGGAUAUAAUUUAUAAGGAUUAGAGAAGCAUAGAGAGAAAAUGACAUUCCCACACGUGCAGGGGAUUUUCCGUUUUCAGUGUAUACAGAAUUUAAAAAAAAAACCAGAGAAAUACUUAAACUUCCCGACAGUACUUAAGUUUCUGAAACUUCUUGCAAUACCAGAGAAAAUGGCAGAAUUGUAUAGUUUUCCACAAAUUGUUACAUUUGUUAAUAAUUUUAAAACAAAGUUUUAAAUUAUCUACUUAAAGUAUUAAGCGUAGGGCCUAAUAUUAUAUGUAUUUGCUGAGUACCUAAAGAUGAAUAGAAAGUAGGACAGAAGAGGAUUAUUAAUUCCUCGAAUUUAGUGGCGCGCGGGUUAGUUUGGCGUUAAGGUGGAAGAAUAAGUACCAUUUUCUUUCUAAUAACUCUGUGAAGAUGUAGAGAAAAAUUGCGGAUUUUGAUACAUAAAAGAAGAAAAAAAAUGCUAUUCACAAACAUUAUACAUUCCAUUAAAUUCGCGAAAGAGGUUUGAAGAAUGAAAAA